Mustela lutreola (European mink) is the source of this 570-nucleotide messenger RNA. Its product is annotated as keratin-associated protein 13-1-like. The transcript is spliced from 2 exons. The record is from RefSeq and is a predicted model, not a curated record. NCBI's taxonomy places the organism in Eukaryota, Metazoa, Chordata, Mammalia, Carnivora, Mustelidae. The coding region runs from base 52 to 570 and encodes 172 amino acids.
ACCUCAGAAUCUCCUCACUGUCACUCAGCUGAACUCACUUCUCCUGCCAACAUGUCCUACAGCUGCUGCUCUGGAAACAUCGCCUCCCGCUCCUUUGGGGGGUACGUGCGCUACCCAAGCUCUUCCUGCCCCAGCAACCUGGUCUACCGCACUGACUCCUGCUCUCCCAGCACCUGUCAGCUGAGCUCCUCCCCUGCUAGUGGCUGUCAGGAGACCUGCUGUGAGCCCACCAGCUGCCAGACAUCUUGUGUGGCGUCCAGACCUUGCCAAACACCCUGCUACAGCCCGAGGGCCUCCAUGCUCUGCAGUCCUUGCCAGACGACUUGCUCUCGGCCUCUGAGUUUUGGGUCCAGCAGCUGCCGUUCCCUGGGCUAUGGAUCCAGAAGCUGCUACUCACUGGGUUGUGGAUCCCAGGGCUUCAGAUCAUCACUGGGUUACAGAGGCUGUGGCUUCCCUUCACUGGGCUAUGGAUCCAGAUUCUGUCGCCCAACUUACUUCACCUCCAGAAGUUGCCAGUCUUCAUGUUACAGACCAACCUGUGGAUCUGGCUUCUAUACCUCAAGUUGUUGA